AGCAGUUUAUAACAGCAGAGAAGAAGAAGAGAGAGGCACACCCAGACCAACUGAGCCCACUGGUCUGAUUGGGCCUGUCUUGAUGCAGUGAACUGGGACCAGUCUGUUUGAGACUAACUGGACUUGGCUGGGUUCUGGAGGGUUGAGGUGGACUGCAGUGGUCUGAGCUGGUCUGAGGAACAGGAAGUGGAUGGACGGUUUCCAGGCGUACGGGGCGGGGAAGGCCGGCGGAGCGUUCGACCCUGCGACCUUCAUCAGGCAGCCGCAGACCGUCGUGAGGAUCCUGUGCUGGCUCUUCUCCAUCGUCAUCCUCGGCUGCGUUGCUAACGAGGGCUAUGUCAACAGGCCAGAGGAGGUGGAGCCGUAUUGCAUCUUCAACCGCAACCAGAACGCCUGCAACUAUGGCAUCACCAUGGGAACACUGGGGUUCCUAUGCAGCGCUGCUUUCCUGGCACUGGAUGUUUACUUCCCCCAGAUCAGCGGCGUGAAGGACAGGAAGAAGGCCGUCAUGGCUGACAUCGUGGUGUCAGCUCUAUGGGCCUUCAUCUGGUUUGUGGGCUUCUGUUUUCUGGCCAAUCAGUGGCAGGUCUCUAAAAAAGAGGACAAUCCUCUGAACGAAGGAGCCGACGCAGCGAGAGCCACCAUUGUUUUCUCCUUCUUUUCCAUCUUCACCUGGGUGCUGCAGAGCCUGCUUGCCAUCCACAGGUUCAAACUGGGAGCCAACACCGUCAUGUUCAACCAGGACUACAUGGAUCCUAAUCCACACGAACCCAUGGAGGCUGCACCCACGACUGAAUAAAUCCCUUCAGAUGUGCUGGGUAGUUUUUGUUCGAUGGAUUUUUGUUCUUAUGGUGCAUUCAGGGACUCAACAUAGACACUUUCAUUGAAAGUGAGUUCAUAUUUAGAGUAGGAUGAUGAAACUACACCAUUUCUGCUGAAUUAGCAGCCAAUCACACUCCAGAACAUGAACAGAAGCAACAUGGUCAGAAAUUAUCUAAAUCCUCCACUUCCUGCUGAAAAAUCACUACCACAAUACAAGCAGCUUCACGACAAAAGGCUGAUCUCAGUUACUAAACUUUUCAGAGACUUUUCUGCCCAUUUUUAGCUUCAAAGCAGUCACAGCACCCCGUGCUGCUGCACCAAGCUAACCACUAGUGAUGUGUUGGUCACGACGAAAUGGAUCUUAGAGCCGACUCUUUGAAGUGAACGACGCGAGCCGGCUCCUUAUUGGGAGCCAUGGUUUUUUUCUUCCUGUCUCUCUCUCUCUCUCUCACUUUUUUCCGCUUCACUCCGCACGCGAGCCUUGUGCUUUGUGCUGAGCAGAGGGGGGAGGGGCUGUAGUUACACUGGCAGUAGCACAGGAACAGAGCGGGAGGGAGAGAGAGAGAAAGAGAGCCAGGGACAACAACGUCACAUUAGAAAGGUAUAGUAAUCAUCCACAACUAUUUUCAUGAUAAAGGAUUCAGAAAGUGUAUUCAGGCAGGCCCAUAUGACAGAGAAUGUGCAUCUUCUUUUUGUUUUCAUAUUUUGAUUUAUAUUUAAUUGUGUUGUGGUUUGUAGUGUUUUGUGUUGUUUCACUUUAAAUUUGUUUAAAAGGAAAAAGCUGAAAAUUUAAAUAGUUAAAAGUUGAAAUAUAAAUAGUUGUUUUUUGUAUUUUAUAAUUGAUUUAUUACAUUUUAUGUGGAGUGAAUAAAUAAAAAUAUAUUUCUCUCUUGUUGUUGUCCAUGGCUCUCUUUCUCUCUCUGCUUUGUCUCUAGGGGCCACCGUAUAUAUUUAUAUAUAUACACAUAAAUAAAUAAAACCACAGGUUUUUUUACAUUAGUAAUUCCUUUUGUGCAUAAUUUUAUAUUGUUGUUGAUAAUAAAUGAAUUAAAGCAACAAAACAACCUGAAGAGCCGGCUGGGAGCUGAAAGAGCCGGUUCCCAUCACUACUAACCACGCUUCAGGUUUGAAUCUGGAUUGUGAUUGGUUGCUCUGGUGACUGACUGCUGGUGGCCUGCAGCGCCUCCUGCUGGUCGCUCAUGUUUGUGUUUUGGUGCUGUGAGGUCUGAUUCACUGUUAGUGGGAGACUGUGUGUGUUUGUCUCACAAUAAACAAACAGAAACAAACUUUA
Messenger RNA from Pelmatolapia mariae (spotted tilapia), 2113 nucleotides. It is a transcript of the gene syngr1a, whose product is annotated as synaptogyrin 1a. The record is from RefSeq and is a predicted model, not a curated record. The transcript is spliced from 4 exons. Gene Ontology annotation, cellular component: neuromuscular junction; synaptic vesicle membrane. The coding region runs from base 191 to 799 and encodes 202 amino acids. NCBI's taxonomy places the organism in Eukaryota, Metazoa, Chordata, Actinopteri, Cichliformes, Cichlidae.